AUGCUGUCCUUAAAUAUGUCUAAUGAUGGUGGUGUCGAGGUUGAUGAUGACGCAAGUAUUCGUCGUAAGAAUGUUGAACAAGAUGAGAAGGAGCCAAUGGAUAAAUCUGUUCCAGAAAUCAUGGAUAAUGCUGCAGAUGAUUCAAACAACAUUCGUACAAGUGAUUGUCAUCUAUCGGUCCAUCAAAGUGUUCAAACAGAAAGCAGUCACGUUUCACUCCAUACGGAAGUAAUCAAGGGGAAAGGUGUAUCACAGAGUCGGGAGAAAAAUAUACCACGAAGAAGAAAGAGUUUUGAAACAGAGAUAAAUGGGCACUUCAAGGAAAUAAUGGAAUUCCGUCGUGUUCAAGCGACAGAAGCAAAAGAGCGUAGAGAAAAGAAUGAAGCUCAACCAUACAAAGAGGCAUAUGGAAUUUUCCAAUCAGUUCAAGGUCUAACAAAAUGGACAUAUGUUUGGUGGGCUUGUGUCAAAGUACUAAAAGAGGAUCCGUUUGCCCGAGAAAUGAUGAGGGUUAUACUGGAUAUGAUCGUUUACGGAAGCUACAUUGGAAAUUGUUUCAAGACUUUGCAAAGUUGCAAUGGUGAUUCUUCAAGUGUCAACCUAAAGCAAAACAUCAGAAACAUAGAAGGGGGAAUCAUAGAGAAUUUGGCCAUACGAUUAAAUGAACUGUAUUUUAGGGGUUUAGAAAAUCUUACAGAAGAAGAGUUGCUAGAGUUGUACGAACUAGAAGACGAAGAGUUCAUGAAUAUGAUCAUGCAACCUCUGCUGGAGUAUUACCAAAGUUAUUUUUUCAAGCAACCAAUGACGUUUGAACAGGGAAUCGGUUGGCUAAACCUCGAAAAUCAGAUUCAAUGUCUAGUACGUUGCAUGAGCAUGUUACUGCAGCGGCGUCACCACUUACGGAGUACCGAUCAUAUCAGUGUUGAUGAGAUGGUGGCGAUGUUUCUCGUUACAUGUGCACAAAAUGAUACACAACGUUAUGUUGGGUUGUCGUUUGGUCGUUUCCAAGAGACUGUCUACCGAAAGGCACUUGACGGGACACAUGUCAGAGUAAAAGCUGGAGGUUCUGAUGCUGUUGGGUAUUGGGAUAGGCAUGGACAAACAAGCCUAAACAUAAUAAGCAUAUGUGAUAUAAACAUGGUCUUCAAUCGGACGUGUAAGUGUGAAAGCGUGAUUGCGUACGUUGAGGAGAAUCAAGCCGCUGCCUUAGAGAGAAAGAGAAGGAGAUACUGUUCACCAUUGGUGAUGUUUCAGUCCGUAGUUGUGGUGGUGACGCCUAAGCAUUAG
Messenger RNA from Thlaspi arvense, 1287 nucleotides. The record is from the annotation of a GenBank genome assembly. NCBI's taxonomy places the organism in Eukaryota, Viridiplantae, Streptophyta, Magnoliopsida, Brassicales, Brassicaceae.